AUGAGUUCCUCAAAUCUCCCGGAUCCCCGCCAAGGAAGACCACAACCUCAAAUCCAAGCAUGUCGGUACAAGACUGGAAAGACGUUGGGCGCAGGAUCAUACUCAGUGGUCAAAGAAUGUGUACAUGUUGAUACAGGCAGAUAUUAUGCUGCCAAAGUCAUUAAUAAACGAUUGAUGGCAGGCAGAGAACAUAUGGUACGAAAUGAAAUUGCUGUGCUCAAACGGGUUUCCAUGGGACAUCAGAACAUCCUUACAUUAGUCGACUACUUCGAAACCCUUAAUAAUUUAUAUCUUGUUACCGAUUUGGCUCUUGGUGGAGAAUUGUUCGAUCGCAUCUGCCGAAAAGGAUCAUACUUUGAAUCUGAUGCCGCAGACCUCAUCAGAGCAACACUAUCCGCCGUAGCUUACCUCCACGAUCAUGGCAUUGUUCAUCGAGAUCUCAAACCCGAAAAUUUAUUGUUUCGGACACCAGAAGAUAAUGCGGAUUUACUGAUUGCGGAUUUUGGUCUGAGCAGAAUAAUGGACGAAGAGCAAUUCCACGUUUUGACCACCACAUGCGGAACACCAGGUUACAUGGCACCAGAAAUCUUCAAGAAGACCGGUCACGGAAAGCCGGUAGAUAUUUGGGCCAUCGGCGUCAUUACAUAUUUCUUAUUAUGCGGAUACACACCCUUUGACAGGGAUUCCAAUUUGGAGGAAAUGCAAGCCAUUCUUAUUGCUGAUUACAGCUUUACACCUAUAGAAUACUGGCGAGGUGUGAGUCGAGGUGCUCGAGAGUUCAUCAAGAAAUGUCUUACAAUAGAUCCUACACAAAGAAUGACCGCCCACGAAGCACUAUCUCACCCUUUCGUCACCGGAGAGUCAGUAUCAAAGGAUGGUAAAGGUAGCGACUUGCUUCCAGUGGUCAAGAAGAAUUUCAAUGCCAGAAGAACUCUCCACGCUGCUAUCGACACUGUACGCGCCAUCAACAAACUCCGCGAAGGUCAAGCUGGGAUGAUGGACGGUUCAAAAUCUACGGAUCCGGAACGUGGAGCCAAACCUUUCAAUGCAAAUAGCAAGGAUUCAGGAUUAGGUGGGAUGGGACCUGGGGAUGGAGAUAGUGCUAUGGAUAUUGAUUCCGGAUAUGGUACGGGCGGUGCGAAUAACGACGAGCGUGAAAAGUUUAUGAAGGGUCUCGAGAGAAGUUCAGGCCAAGGCCAAACGGAAGCACAAAUCGAGGCGCAAACUAGGAAAAUUGCAGAGACGACGAAGGGUUUAUGGUCUGCUGGAACGGCGAAAAUCUCAGGAAGGUCAUGA
Sclerotinia borealis F-4128 is the source of this 1296-nucleotide messenger RNA. Lineage: Eukaryota; Fungi; Ascomycota; Leotiomycetes; Helotiales; Sclerotiniaceae. The record is from the annotation of a GenBank genome assembly.